Pungitius pungitius (ninespine stickleback) is the source of this 2052-nucleotide messenger RNA. RefSeq names its product keratinocyte-associated protein 3. Bases 117 to 779 code for a protein of 220 amino acids. NCBI's taxonomy places the organism in Eukaryota, Metazoa, Chordata, Actinopteri, Perciformes, Gasterosteidae. The transcript is spliced from 6 exons. The record is from RefSeq and is a predicted model, not a curated record.
CAAAGGUGAAUUCCCUGACGUCAUACAGGAAGUGGACACAGGGAAAAAAAAUUCUUGUCAACUGUUGCUUGAACAAUACGGUCAUUCAUUUCACGGAAAAGAGCCGGACAGCAGAGAUGUGCACGUUUGAUAAAGACAAAGGGCCCAGGAGGCUGAUGAAAAAGGGAUUAACACUAAUCCUAGUUGGCCAUAUCAACUUCAUUCUUGGAGCUAUUGUCCAUGGCAGUGUCCUCCGCCACAUUUCCAAACCCAGCCAUCACAUCUCCACCGAAUACACUGUAGCCAACAUCAUCUCUGUUACUUCUGGCCUUCUGAGCAUUGCCACUGGGAUUAUCGCCAUUGUGGUGUCAAGGAACCUUCCUCUGCUAAGGCUCCAAAUAGGACUUCUAAUUGCGUCCUUCCUGAAUGUCCUGCUCUCAGCAGCAUGCUGCAUUGGGCUCCUCUUGGCCAUAAGUAUCACUGUGGCCCACAAUGGGGAAGGUCUGUUGGUGGGAUGCAAUAUCACAGAUGUGCCCCUCAAUGCUCGGUCUCCUGUCAGUGCCAGGUGCCCGUUUGAUACCACACGAAUCUAUGACACCACCCUGGCACUGUGGAUCCCUUGUGCAGUCUUAUCAGCUGUUGAGAUUGGAUUGUCGAUCUGGUGCUUCAUUGUUGGAUUGGCUCUCAGAGGGCUGGCACCUUGCGGGAACAGCUACAUCAAAGAGCAGUUGGAGGCAGAAGCUGAGUGCGCCCCCCAAGGCCGACGCCUGAUUGGAAAGCACUUGAACUCUGACCCCUAACUGAACAAAAAGCAGUAAGGACUCCCCUCUGUUGUUAAGCGGAGCUAAAUCACAAAAGGCAUUGCUGCACCUUUCCCCAAAGUCAGCUAGGUGAGUUUCACAGUAGAACCGCAGUGAAUUCAUUUUUGGGAAAGUGGUUCUUGCUUUGCGGUGUUCAAGGAUGGGUGACCACAUGGCUCCCUUGUUUUCAUUUUUUUUUAAACAAACUUUAGUCUGUAUGUCAAAAAUUGAAGAAUAAAGUUUGGUCAAUGUCGACAUUUGUCCCUCAUGAAACUAAUGGUAAGUUAAUCUACAUUGGAACACAAACAAUAGAAACAUUUUUUUUUUUAAACACGAUGUACAUUUUAGUAGAGGUAGUCCAAAUGGCAGAUCCUUUUGUGUGGAUAUUGUGAUUUAAUGAACCUAUGCCUUAUGUGUGGGGAAGCUUAAAUUAGAUUUAAAUCUUGUCUAAUUAGUAUGUAUCUAUGACUAUAUAGGUUCAAUAGUGCCAUAUGUUGUUUCUUUCACCAUUACAAAAUUGUUAAGAAACCCAUUUUAUUAUCCAGCAAAAAUGUUUCUCAAUAAUUUGAUUGAAUGAAGGUAUAUUUUAGCUUUUUUAAAUUUAAAUUUAAAAAUUAUGUUGAAUCUGAGUUUAGUUCGUCUAUAAAUAACGAGCAAGUUGUGUUCAUGUCCUGUAAGUUGAAUUUUUCGUUUGCCUUAAAAUGGAGAAUUAAGUUAAUUCUAUGCAAAUACAGUAAAUUGAAUGGCAUAUGCUAAAUUGUAAGGUCAUUUAUAUUGUAUGCAUUGCUGUGGAUAUAUUUUACAGCUAAACCAGUUAAACACACUGCCUUUUGAAUUGUAUAUAACAAUGCUUCAGAAAGAAAAUGCUUAAUGUGAAGCCGGGCCCAUGAACUCCUCUAUAUACUGUACACCGCCAUACUGUGGCUGAAUGUCAAGUGGGGUCCUAUUAAGAGGUUAAGUCAGUAUCUGGGCCAGCCGUCUCCACUGCCAAAGACCCCCCACAAGGCAGCGGCAGAGAAGAUCCGAUCAGCAUUGAAACGGUUAAUCUAAUGCCAUGCUCAAUUGUGUGGAAUGGAAUCAUAGCACGCACUACUAAUCCUCAGGCUCUGAGGGAUAAAUAUUGACGUCGUGCUGACUGACACAAUCCCAACAAAUCUGUUUUGCCAUUUCAGUACUCUCAUAAAAUGUAUAUUUGAAAUUACAAUGUUAAUAUGUUGUAAGAUUUAUGAUGGAAGAAUUAACUGAAUUGAAGUAAAGUCCUAUGUUGUGGUAU